Molecule: messenger RNA, 1047 nt
Organism: Pyricularia oryzae 70-15
Lineage: Eukaryota; Fungi; Ascomycota; Sordariomycetes; Magnaporthales; Pyriculariaceae
Product: peroxisomal adenine nucleotide transporter 1
Exons: 4
Coding region: 1-1047 (348 amino acids)
Biological process (GO): transmembrane transport
Source: RefSeq, a predicted model, not a curated record
AUGAGUGCACAAGCAAAGUCGGCGCCAAUCGGCCCCUGGGCCCGGGCCACCGCCGGAGCCACCGGUGCCGUGCUGGCCAACGCCCUCGUUUACCCGCUCGAUAUCGUCAAGACACGCCUGCAAGUCCAGGUUAAACCAAAGACUGGCGAAACCCCGGCCCCGGGCAGCGAACCGCACUACAACUCGACAUGGGACGCCAUAACAAAGAUAAUGGAGCAGGACGGUCUGGGCGGCCUCUACGCCGGCAUGGGCGGCUCUCUCAUCGGCGUCGCGUCGACAAAUUUUGCCUACUUUUACUGGUACUCGGUCGUUAGGUCUCUGUACUUCAAGUCCGUCUCCAAGACGGGCAUAGCACCCUCGGCACCAUCCACCGCCGUGGAAUUGUCGCUCGGCGCCAUUGCCGGUGCUGUCGCACAACUCUGCACCAUCCCUGUUGCCGUCGUAACCACGCGACAACAGACUCAGAGCAAGGAGGAGCGCAAGGGGUUAUUGGACACAGCAAAGGAUGUCAUCGAGAGCGAAGACGGCGUGUUUGGGCUCUGGCGGGGUCUGAAGGCGAGUUUGGUACUGGUGGUUAACCCUGCUAUCACCUAUGGUGCUUAUGAGCGCCUGAAGGUUCUCUUCUUUCCCGGAAAGAGUAACCUGAAGCCUUGGGAGGCUUUCGUCCUCGGAGCUAUGUCAAAGUCUCUGGCCACGAUUGCAACCCAACCCCUCAUCGUUGCCAAGGUCGGUCUACAGUCUAAGCCGCCUGCGUCGAGGAAAGGCAAGCCCUUCAAGAGUUUUGUCGAGGUCAUGCGCUUCAUUAUCGACAAUGACGGGCCAACAGGCUUGUUUAAGGGUAUUGGACCGCAAAUUCUGAAGGGCCUGCUCGUUCAGGGCUUCCUCAUGAUGACCAAGGAGAGAGUGGAGCUUCUUUUCAUCCUAUUCUUGCGCUAUAUUCAAACCGCCAGGUCAAAACAGCUGUACAGCGCUGCGGAUCUGGCCUCAAAGGCGACAUCUGCGGCCAGUGGUGCGGCAAGCAAGGUCUCGCCCCUGGUUACAAAGUAA